AUCCCAGGAAUUCGUUUCCUGUGAAAUUUGGUUGGCAAGAGGAGAGAACUGGACGUAGAGCCAAGCUCGGAGAGCAUUGACCAAGUUCCACAGACAGAGAUGGGCUCACACAACAGUCCUUUUACAGAUGGACGGAGGACGAGGAUGAGGACUCCCGGAGUUUAGAGCGAAUUAAACCCGCUUUCCCAGUCCGCUUGCACCGAGCAGGGAAAAACACACAUUACGGGGUUUCAGCCAUGGCUGAACCCCUGCUGAAACGGACCUUCUCUCGGCUGCGGGGAAAAGAUCGAUCCCGGCGGAAAACGGACCCCAAACUUAAUGACAUCCAGCGGAAGAGUGAUGUCAUCCAAAGCGCUUCAUCCUCAUCGUUGUCAACGGUAACGACAGCGGAGGCUGAACCACCGACCCCGCCAACGGAGGACAGCACCACCACCCCACGCACCCAGAUAACAGUGGCCAAGAAACAGCAGUGGGCCAAACUGGCCUCCACACCAGGGACAGAGGGCUCUCACAGCCUGCUCUACGGGGCUUGUGACUCGGAUAGCAGCUCAGGAAAGGCCCAGGUCUCAACCUCCAAACAGGCCUGGAGCCAGAAGACGUUAGUGGAGGCCGGGCUGGACAGGAGGAGGUGUGAUGAUUUAGACUGGGAGCAUCAGGGACAAUGUAGCACCUCCUUCUGUGAGCCUCCUCCCCUUGUCCACACCGCAGUCCCAGAGUUCACCAACCCUAUAGGAGGUUACGCUGAGAUCUGUGUCUCCUCCUGUAUGGUGAAGUCCUCGGGGUCAGGGGCCUAUCUCCAGACCCUGGACAGGAGCAGCCGAGCCUGGGUACUGUCCACAGGAAAGAGCCAGGCUGCCGACGAGUCCUACUCGCGUCUAGGCCUCCCCCCCAACUGCUUCGCCGAGCUGAGGCAACGCACAGAAGGGGACAACAACAUUUGGUACAACCCUAUUCCAGAGGAGGAGGACGUGUUGCGUGGCAUCGGAGGGGGAGGAGGAGGAGGAGGAGGGGGUGUUAGGUUAGACAGUGAGAACCCCUGGAGGAGGAGGGAGACAGAGGGGCUGUCAGAGACGUCGAGGGAUCCCCAGAUGAGGAGCCAGCGACGGGCAGGGAUGGUGGUGAGCCCUGGCACCGGUGGAGGUGGAGGAGGAGGAGGUGGAGGUGGAGGUGGAGGGGCCUCCCGUUUAGAGCGUCAUGCCACCCAGAACCAGUGCCCUUCAGGUGGCUCCAGCCCAGACAGCGCCCAUCAGACCAAAGCCAUCACAUUAGACAGCUCAGCCUGCAGUAGGAGAGACAGAGACGGAGACAGCCCAGAUGUAAUUCAACAGAUCCAGAGUGAGGAACUGCAGUCUUUCGGGGUUGCAGUUGGAGAAGGGGGUGUUUCCAGCUCCGGAGGAGGUGUGUCAGUCCCCUCAGACAGCCCCGGGGCCCAGAAGAAAGGGGGCGUGGCCAGCUCCGGAGGAGGUGUGUCAGUCCCCUCAGACAGCCCUGGGGCCCAGAAGAAAGGGGGCGUGGCCAGCAGCAUGAUGGACAGGAUCAAAUCCCCAGGAAUGGUCCGGAAAUCCCUUUCCAUGAAGAUGAAGAAACUCCCCGAACUCCGCCGUAAACUCAGCCUGCGCUCCUCUCGCUCCCAUCGCCACGGGAAGGAGGGGACGGGCCGAGGAGGAGGGGACGGAGGUGGAGAGGGGACAUCAUCCCCAGACGUCCGUAAGGAGCAGUCCAACGAGGUGAUCAGCAGGUACCACCUGGACACUUCGGCCCCGGCGAGACCACAACGACGCUCCUCCAGGGGACGUUCCUCUGCCGCCAGUAAGGGGGGCUACCUGAGCGACGGAGACUCACCUGAGCUGCUGCCCAAACAGGGUGGACCAGGGGGACCCUCAUCGGCCCACAACCCCCCUCUUCCACCACCCCGCUCCACCCACCACUCCAGCCAGGAGGGAGUGACCAUGACCUCUGACCUGAGCUCGUUCAGAGUCUACAACUUGUCGGACCAGCCACGGUGCGCCCAGCGCGUCUCCGGCCUGCUCACGGUGCAUCUCGUUGGGGUGGAGAAACUGCUGAGGGCCCCUAAACAGGACGCCAGUAAGAAGGUGUUCUGUGCCAUCCAGGUGGAUGGUGUAACCAGGGCCCGUACCGGCCUGCUAACCUCCAGGGGGGGCUCUCUGCCCCUCAACCACACCUUCAACCUGGAGCUGGAGAGGGCCAGGCUGCUGAAACUGGUGGUGCUCACCCCUUACCCCGGGGCUGAGACUACCACCACGAAGGGCAGCGACUCCACAGCAGCGACCAGGAACAGGGUCUGCUGUCUGGGGGCUGUGUCCAUACCCCCUCUGUUCAAAGCCUCUCGGUCUCAGCAGAUAUGCGUUAGAUUGGAGCCCAGGGGUCUACUGUACGUGAAGCUGACCCUGCUGGAGCAGUGGGAGCCCCACCCCCGACCCUGCCACCUCAACCCCCCCAUGGUGUUUGGAGUGGAGCUGCGCCACCUGGUGGACAAGGAGAACACCGCUGCCCCAGUUCCUCUGCUCAUACAGAAGAGUGUGGCUGAGAUCCAGAAGAGAGGACUGAGGGUGGUGGGUCUGUACCGUCUGUGUGGUUCAGCAGCAGUGAAGAAGGAACUGAGAGACGCGUUUGAGAGGGACAGCGCUGCUGUCAGCCUGAAUGAAGAGGUUUAUCCUGACAUCAACGUGAUCACAGGCAUUCUGAAGGACUACCUACGUGAGCUGCCGUCCUCCCUUAUCACCAGGACCUUGUACGAGGUGGUUUUGGAGGCCAUGUCUCUGAGACCUCCUCCUUCUCGCUCCUCCCCUGGAACCUCCUCUCCUGGCAGGAGCGAGGGAGACGUACAGCGCUCUCAGAGCACCGUGGCCCUACUGCAAUGUCUGCCUGAAGCAGAGAGGGCCACCCUCUCUCUGCUCCUGGACCAUCUGAGCCUCGUUGCCUCCUACAGUGACUGUAACCGAAUGAACUGUCAGAACCUGGCUGUGUGUUUCGGCCCGGUGCUCCUGACCCCCACCCAGGAGUCCUGGAGACCCACUGCACCAGGACAGGGCGGGCAGGGCGGGCGCGGGGGGAGCUGUGGAAGGGGCGGACGGAGUUUUGCUCACAGCGAGGAGAUCGCCAGUGCUGUGGACUUCAAGAGACACAUCGAGGCCUUGCAUUACCUGUUGCAGCUCUGGCCCAUUCCUACAGACAGAGUGACAGACAACCCCGACUCUCCCACCCUCCUCCAGCCCUCCUGCAGUUCAGACGUGCCUCCUUCCCCUCCCAGCCCCAUGCCCCAUAACCCCCUGCCGCGGCGCUGCCAGCGUGGCAUGUCACUGCCUCUGGACCUCCCGGGGGACGAAGUGGGCGUGGUGUCGCGACGUGGGCGGGGCCGACUGGAGAGCCCGCCCUGUAACCGGUAUGCUGGCGACUGGAGCGUGUGUGGGCGGGACUUCCUGUCCGGCGGCGAUGCGGACUACGACGAGGUGGCAGGGAGCGACAGUGAGGAAGAGGAGGAAGAGAGGGAGGUGAAGAAGGUGGAGUGGACUCAGUACGUAGACGACUUAGUUCUGGACUUUGACGCCCCGUUUACCUGCAGACUGAGUCUCAAAGACUUUGAUACGCUGAUAUCAGACCUGGAGAGAGAGCUGUCCAAACAGAUAAACAUCUGUCUCUGAGAGGGAGAGGAGAGGAGAGGAGAGGAGA
Oncorhynchus nerka (sockeye salmon) is the source of this 3690-nucleotide messenger RNA. Its product is annotated as rho GTPase-activating protein SYDE1-like. Gene Ontology annotation, biological process: regulation of Ras protein signal transduction; cell migration; signal transduction. NCBI's taxonomy places the organism in Eukaryota, Metazoa, Chordata, Actinopteri, Salmoniformes, Salmonidae. Gene Ontology annotation, molecular function: GTPase activator activity. The record is from RefSeq and is a predicted model, not a curated record. Gene Ontology annotation, cellular component: synaptic membrane.